CUGCAAAGCGUUUGGUUAUCGAUCUGUCUACGCUUUUGUGAAUAUAAAGCAAAAUAUCUUUUAUCAUGACCGAUUACAUGGGUCUGAAUUUGCACUAAUAAUUUCUUACCGGAGCACUGACCAAUGCCCAGUACAGCAGAGCCAGAUAAGCCGGCAACCACUGGAGGAGUCAUCGAGAACUCGUGCGGAUAGUAGUUGGCUGUAAACUCACAGGUGAUAAGCAAGUUAUAUUUUUAUUGGGAACCAAGUGCCUAGUGAAUGAUAAAGAAUAUUCAAUACUCGGAGUAAAAACGGUCUUUAGAGAAUAUUCAUCAGUCACUGAAGGCGAUUAAUUACGCGGAAUUCGCAAUUUAAUGAUUUGUACGAUGAACAUUCGAGCACUGCCCGCGGAUUUAAAAAAAGUGGCGAAGAAGGAACUGAAGGAGGAUGAGAAACGAAUUGCUGAGCAUGUGAAAUAUAUCACCGAGUGGCUGGAGAAGCAGCCGCAUAUGAAUGGGAGAACGGAUCCUCAGUGGCUUGUGGCCUUCCUCCGGGGGUGCAAGUACAGUUUAGAGAGAACUAAGGAGAAGCUGGACACGUUCUACACUGUUCGGACACAUCUGCCGGAGAUAUUUUUGCAGAGGGAUCUUGAUGACAGGGUCAUCCGGGAGGUGCUCGAUUUGGGAAUUUAUUUACCACUGCCUGAGCCAAUGACUGCAGAUGGGCCCCGUGUAAUUCUUAUGCGGCCCUGUCAAUUCGACCCCAAAAAAUACACCUACGCCAGCAUCCUCAAGGUCUCCUUCAUGAUCAUGGAUUUUCUACUCCUCAAGGACGAUCGGCUCAAUGUUGCAGGUCAGAUUAGCGUUCUAGAUCUAACUGGGAGUAAGCUCGAGCACGCGAGCCAGUUCACACCAUCACUGGUGAAGAAAACUGUUAUGGCCUUUCAGGAUGGCUAUCCGAUAAAAACAAAGUGUUUGCAUUUUGUCAAUCCUCCCUCGUCGUUCGACGUACUCUUCUCUAUCUUCAAAAAUUUUAUGAACAAGAAGUUGAAGGACAGGAUAAUGGUUCAUAAGGACCUAGAAGAUGUUUUCCAAUACGUUCCGGCGGAUGUCCUGCCAUCGGAUUACGGUGGCCAAGCUCCCUCAAUAGCCGCUUUAACACAGCAAUGGAAGAACGCAGUACUCGACCACCGUGACUGGUACCAGCAGGAGAAAAAGCACCACGUGGACGAGUCAAAGCGCCCGGGCAAGGCAAUAACAUCCCUCGAUCUCUUCGGCGUCGACGGCAGUUUCAAGAAGCUAGAAUUCGAUUAAACUCCAAAUUGACAUUUCCAUCGAAACAACUCACCGCCAUCCCCCCAUUCUCAAUGUACAUCAUACUACCUCAAACAUGUGUCGUGGUGAAAACUCAUCGUUGAUCUCCUCAACAUUGCGUAAAGGACGAAUUACAUCGACGGCUUUAGCACGCCCACCACGCAGUACAGCGUUACCUUUUCUUCUCAAGGAAACUUCAGCCCCCGAAGAAUGAAAGCUUGUGGGGAGGCUUGUAGAAGCCGGUGUGUCGCGCGUCGUCGGCAAGAUAUUAUUAAGGACGUGCUUAGAAUCACCUAUCAUAUAAUAACAUUAUCGUGUCGUUCCGUACGACACGAUCCUGGGGACGACGAGUGGACGGGCAUUAAAAUGAGGUGGAAUCUUGGUGAAAACGAGUACGUGGGCAAAUUUUCACCCCCUUGACAAUAUCAAUAUUAUUCGGGUUAUUCGGGUGAUGAUACCGGGUGGUUGAAAAAUUCAUUCAAAAUUUAAUCGUUCAAUUGUUGGGAAAAAAUCGAUUUUUCUUUUUUAAAAAUUUAACUGAGGUGGGAAAAAAUCAAUUUCCCGGCUUAUUCCGGGGAUAUUUACAGCAUUGGUGGUUGGACAGGAAGGAACUCUUUGAUGAUGGUGGUGUUAGUUCGGGAGCACUUCAACAGGUGUCUGUGUUCGUUUCUUCGUUGAAUUUUUAUUUUUUUUUUAUUAUUUAAAGUGCACUGAUGGAAAAUUACUUUUGAAAUUUUGAGUGGAGAGUCUCGCAAAAUUUUUACUGAGUACCAAAUUGCGUGGAAUUUUUAGCGAAUUUCUGGGUGAUGAACGAAUGUUUUCUUGAAGUAUCGAGAAAACGCAAUUGAUUGAAUUUUAAACAAUUUCUAACAGUGUAUACAUGAGAGUGUUGAUUUUUAUACAUUGGGAGCAAAAAAAUAUUUUACUCACGGAAAAAGAAAGUUUCCCUCAGAAUACGAUUUUCGCAAUUACAACUUCUUUCCUUAGAUAUUUAGGGGGGGGGGGGGAAUUUCGGGGAAAAUUCUACGAGGAGAACUGGUGAAAAAAACUAGAAUGGAUUGUGUGUAAAAAAUUAACGUGAAAUUUCUCGGAAUUUCGCGGAAAUUCUUACUAAAAUACGGGGAAAAUUCAUGUUUUCCUCAAUAAAAUUUCCAGUGCCAGCGGAGUCAAUUUUUUUCUCUCAAAGUAGUUCUUCAAGAUGUUUCGAAUAAUAAAUGAUGUUAUUCACGAGUUGUUUCACUAGAUUGUAAUCAUCGUUAAAACUGCAAAAAUUUUAUGGAAAUCUAUUUUGUACCGAAGGAAAGGCACGUUUUGAAGAAUAAUAAACAUCGAGGAAUAAAGAAGUGGAGAUAAUUUCCACUGUUCAGUGUCUCAAUUAUAUUCCGGGCUUUAUUGUUACUGGGGACUGGGAGAAUGUAGAGACUGGGGUUUUGCAUAAGUUGAAUAUUUCAGUGAAUUUAUGGUUCAUGCCGAAUGAUGUGAGGGUGGUAGCAGUGUGGAUGUACAUCGCAAGCGUUUGGACGAAGGAGAAUAGAAGUACCUUGUGGGCGUGGUGAGGGGGAAGUUCACGUGAUCGUUGCAUGCCACCCCCUUCGUGCUGCAUGGUCUACCUGGUGCUUCGUGGUGAUUGGUCGAGCUUGCAGCGCACCCCGCAUUGGUGUCGCCGGUUUCAUUCUUCAUUCAUUGGGACACAUACUGGGGAUGGAUGGGUUAUCUAGCGGGCGCUAGAAAUGGCGUUGAACUCACGAUUUUCCCAUUCUUCCUACAGAAAAUCAAGAAAAUAGAAUUUAGAAAGAUGACGACGAUUGACAGAGUGACGUGAAAAAAUUACUUUUCGCUCUACUGGUUUUUUUUUUUGUAGCGAUGAAAAUUGUAGUGAAGUGGUGAAGACAAGUGCAGUCAGCCCUUAACUUCUUAAAGUUUUUAAGAAAUAUCUCUGAAUCUAAGGGAAGUACAAAAAUUUUGAGAAUUAUCUUUUUUGUAGAGGGGAUGAAGCUAUUAAAAAAAAAUUGAGAUGUAAAUUUCGCUAUCCCCCUUGUAUGUGGAAAUAAUCAUGAUAACAUUUUUAUAAAACAUGUUGAAAAGACGCAAAAAGUAUCAAUCGGCGCUGAAAAGUAUAAUCUCCAAACUCUUUGAUUUGAUUCAUCAGUAUUAACAAUUGAAAAUAUCAAAUCGUUGUUCAUCAACGGGACAGCAUGAAUUCUUCAAUAAACUAUUAAUUAUAAUGGAACAAUAGGAUGCACUGGACGAUGAUUGAAGACCCCCGGGGACUUAUCAUAAGCAACCGAUCAUUCACAGUCGACUGGAGAUGUCCUUGAGACCCCUACCUCCUCCCACAAGGCGUUAAAAUUCCAUCGUUAUUUCCGUACAGCGAAACGCGUUAAGUACGUUAAAACGACUUGCUCAGGAGUUUCGUAUGUGUCGUGCCAUGUCGACCUCGACUCCGUCGACAUGUAUUUACCACUGGCGAUGCUGUACGCGAUGUGAGGACUAAUGUGACCCUAAAUGAGCUGGGGAAUUGGGGGUUACGAGCGAAUAGUAAGAGCCAUCCAAACAUUUGUCCAGUCAAUUGUCAAUAUUUUUUAUCAUUACAAUUCUCAACAUUGCGGAAUGUAAAAAUAAACAGUAUCAGGUUGAGCCAAUCACUCGUCCGAUGUACUGUCUCUGAUUGACCAUGAUUGCGAUGUUAUGCCCCAAUGUCUGGCGAACACGCUGAUUGAAAGAUUACGAUUGUGGAAUAUAUUCAGAUAAAUGAUGAAAAAAAAAAAAAAAACAA
Messenger RNA from Diachasmimorpha longicaudata, 4068 nucleotides. RefSeq names its product retinol-binding protein pinta-like. The transcript has 7 exons. Gene Ontology annotation, cellular component: membrane. Gene Ontology annotation, molecular function: phosphatidylinositol bisphosphate binding. The coding region runs from base 354 to 1292 and encodes 312 amino acids. The record is from RefSeq and is a predicted model, not a curated record. NCBI's taxonomy places the organism in Eukaryota, Metazoa, Arthropoda, Insecta, Hymenoptera, Braconidae.